AGCAGGCGAAGAGUCAUGCAGUGAAGAGCUGGAUAAAGAGACUUCAAGAUGUUGUCUAUGAUGCAGAUUACUUGCUGGAUGACAUGGCAACUGAAGGUUUGCGAAGAAAGGUUGAAGGUCAGGGAAGAAUGGUGAGGAAGCUACGGAGGUGUGAGGUUUUCAAAUUGGCUUUCUUCUAUCACAAAUCUUGUCGAUAUUGAGAUGUCAAGAUGUCCAAAAUGUGAGCAUCUACCACCGUUGGAUAAUCUCCCUUCUCUGAAAUCUCUCACACUGGACAAUUUCAAUUCGCUGAAUUAUAUAUCGGAUGAGAUGGCAGAAUCUUCCUCUUUUUCAUCUCCAUCAACAACAUUCUUCCCAUCCCUAAAGAUUCUUCAACUCUUUGACUGCCCUAAUCUGAAAGGGUGGUGGAGAACAUGUAGGGACGCUGAGCUAGUGCCUCAAUUUCCUUGUCUUUCUAACUUAACCAUUCGGAAUUGCCCUAACCUGACUUUGAUGCCAACAUUUCCGUCUCUGGACAUGAAGCUGUAUCUUAGCAAUGCCAACAUAAGACCAUUGCAUCAGACAUUGAAGAUGAAGAUAAUGACUGCAACGGCUUCCACAUUACCAUCAACCUCUUCUUCAGUUACUGCUCCAUUUUCCAAAUUAAAGACUUUGCGUUUAGAAGAGAUUGAGGAUCUAUUAUCUCUACCUGAAGAGUGGAUGCAGAGCCUCAUCUCCCUCGAGAAUCUUACUGUUUCUAAUCUAUCAAAUCUGGUGUCUCUACCGAGGGAGCUUCAAUAUGUUACCACCCUGCGGCGUCUCCAAAUCUGGAGUUGUUCUAAUUUGACGGCUUUGUCGGACUGGAUGGGCAACCUCACAUCACUUGAAUAUCUAGACAUCGAUAACUGCCGCAAAUUGGAAUCGCUACCAAAAGUAAUGCGUCAAAUCACCACUUUACAACGGUUGAUAAUUAAUGAUUGCCCCCAUUUGUCUGAAAGAUGCGGACACGAUAUGGCUGCAGAUUGGCCCAACAUUUCUCACAUCCCAUAUAUCAUGAUAGAUAGGCAUCAAAUUCAAGAGCGUGGCCGCUAUUUAUUGGAAGAAGAAGGAGACUCCUCUGCUUCCACCGAGGUACAACUAUAGAAGGAUGAUUCUGCUUAGCUUUGACUAUCCAUGGGAUGGUAGAACAUAUUGCUAGCUCCAACAACAGAAUUAUAAGUUGCACACAGCAAACCUUUUUCUACUUCAGAAUUUUAGAAAGGGAAUAGAAGCAAAUGAUGUUUGUCCUGCAACAGAUGAUAUUUGGAUUUUGGAAGUUGUAAAUUACUUUAGGAUCUACUCUUCUAAUAGAAUUCAGGAAUGAAGCAAUUUUGAGCUUGAAGCUUGUAUUGCACAUAUUUCCUAUUUCCAUGAUUACAAAGGUGUGAAAUUUUAACUACUUUAAAUAACUCUUUCAAUUUUAGAAGUUGAUUUAUUUGCUUUAUUCAUUUCAACGUGUAUGCAAUAGUAACAAAUUAAAGGUUAAAUUGACAUGAAAAGGAUCAUCAGCUGCUUCUACAAGGUAUCUCCCUCCAUCUGGUAAGUAAAUCAACUGCCUUCUUUAUUCUAUCUUCACUUUGUCUUCCAGAGUCAACAAGUUUGGUUCUAUACUGUAUGCAGGGCUGGAAGGAUGUUGAUAACUUGAAUUAACUCUUAGAAUAGACAUUUAGAAUCAAUGUUGCAUUUUCGGAGGCAAUGAGAAUCUGCAUUCUGUCUAAAUUCUGUCAAUUACAACAUCUCUACCCCUUCAAGAAUCGAGAAGCUAGCGACUGCAGGGUGCAUUGGAAUGUAUCAUUGAUGAUGAUGAUGGAUCACAAGUCACAAGUCACAAGU
Messenger RNA from Hevea brasiliensis (rubber tree), 1851 nucleotides. Its product is annotated as putative disease resistance protein RGA4. The transcript has 5 exons. NCBI's taxonomy places the organism in Eukaryota, Viridiplantae, Streptophyta, Magnoliopsida, Malpighiales, Euphorbiaceae. The record is from RefSeq and is a predicted model, not a curated record. The coding region runs from base 202 to 1122 and encodes 306 amino acids.